Molecule: messenger RNA, 792 nt
Organism: Exaiptasia diaphana
Lineage: Eukaryota; Metazoa; Cnidaria; Anthozoa; Actiniaria; Aiptasiidae
Exons: 1
Coding region: 1-792 (263 amino acids)
Source: RefSeq, a predicted model, not a curated record
AUGGAUAAAGGAUAUUCGAGCAAACCAGGACCAGAAAGACAGACAACAUUACAAGAUGAAUUGUUUAUGACUCUUUACAGACUAAGAUUAGGUGUUCCCUGUCAAGAAUGUGCAUUUAGGUUUGGUUUGAAGCUUUCAAAAUUCGAGUCUAUUUUCAAUACAUGGGUUGUCUUCAUAGCACUUGAACUUGAAGAAUUAUGCAAGAUAAACAGAAACAUAAGAAGUCAUGAGUCUGCAAAUUGCUUCAAAGAAUUCCCUGAUGUUGUAAUUGUUCUUGACUGUACUGAACUGUUUGCUGAAACACCUAGUUCACUGAAGGCAAGCAAACAGCUGUUUUCCAACUAUAAGCACCAUAGCACUGUUAAAUUCUUGGUUGGUAUUAGUACCUGCGGUGCAAUUAAUUAUGUUUCUUCAAUGUUUGGGGCUCUGGCAUCUGAUAAAUUUAUCACUAGGGUCAGUGAUGAUCUGCUGGAUUCUUUAAAAAGAGGUGAUGUUGUCAUGGGGGAUAGAGCUUAUACAGUUGAAGAUGACCUUCCUCCUGGAGUUAAAGUCAUUACACCAUGUACAAAAGGACUAAGUCAAGUACAGUUCUCCCAUGAACAAGUUCUUUACAGCCAAAGAAUAGCAAAAGCUAGAGUUCAUAUUGAGAGAGCUAUUGGUCGGAUAAAGUCGCUUGGACUUCUAGAAAGAGAAGUGAAAAUUUCAUCAAUCAAGCACUUUGAAUUUGUCUUUAAAGCAUGUAGCUACCUUGUUAAUUUUCAAACACCAUUUUUAAAAGUAUCAGACAAAUAA